AUGAAAUCCUCGUUUCCAUAUGAAUUUACCCCUGAGAAGAAGAAGACACCAGAAGAAAAUAUUGAGAAUAAGAAAGAAUCUGCUAUUCUGAAAGAGGGUUAUGAGAAGGAAAACAAAGAAAGCAUUGAUGAGAAGAAGAUGGUGAAGCGGAGGAAGAAAAUUUCGGAAGUCAAAAUCGAGGAAGAACAUGAAGAACUCAUCCCUAAACGGAAGAGGAAGACAUCAGGAGGGAAAACAAGUGAAUCUGAUGAACCCUCUAUUAAGAGAUGUAUGAACUCGGGGUACACUGAGAUGAUGAAUAGAAACAAUUCAAGUCCUCCAAGAGGGAUAAACAAAUUUGAGGUCUCCAUAUGGCCUUGCAACCUAGUUCACCCUUACUUGAAUAUUCCAGCGAAAUUUAGAGCCGCCAAUGGCUUGACAGAGUACAACAGUUUGACUCUGAUGGAUCCUAAGGGACGAUCUUGGCAGGUUCAACUUAGGCACAAAACAAAUAAAUUUGAAAGUAGGACUAGUAUGACUACUGGUUGGAAUAAAUUUGCUUCUGCUAAUGAGUUGAAACAAGGGGAUAAGUGCAUAUUCGAGUUGGGAUCAGAAGAGAACAAUGGCAUAUUGUUGAUGAAAGUUUCAAUAAAGAAGAAAGAAAGCAUUGAUAAGAAGAAGAUGAAGGAGAAGAAGAAAAUGUCAGGAGUCAAAUUCGGAGGAGAGCAUGCUAUUCUGAAAGUGGGUUAUGAGAAGGAAAACAAAGAAAGCAUUGAUGAGAAGAAGAUGGUGAAGCGGAGGAAGAAAAUUUCGGAAGUCAAAAUCGAGGAAGAACAUGAAGAACUCAUCCCUAAACGGAAGAGGAAGACAUCAGGAGGGAAAACAAGUGAAUCUGAUGAACCCUCUAUUAAGAGAUGUAUGAACUCGGGGUACACUGAGAUGAUGAAUAGAAACAAUUCAAGUCCUCCAAGAGGGAUAAACAAAUUUGAGGCCCCCAUAUGGCCUUGCAACCUAGUUCACCCUUACUUGAAUAUUCCAGCGAAAUUUAGAGCCGCCAAUGGCUUGACAGAGUACAACAGUUUGACUCUGAUGGAUCCUAAGGGACGAUCUUGGCAGGUUCAACUUAGGCACAAAACUAAUAAAUUUGAAAGUAGGACUAGUAUGACUACUGGUUGGAAUAAAUUUGCUUGUGCUAAUGAGUUGAAACAAGGGGAUAAGUGCAUAUUCGAGUUGGGAUCAGAAGAGAACAAUGGCAUAUUGUUGAUGAAAGUUUCAAUAAAGAAGAAAGAAAGCAUUGAUAAGAAGAAGAUGAAGGAGAAGAAGAAAAUGUCAGGAGUCAAAUUCGGAGGAGAGCAUGUCCUGUGA
Asparagus officinalis (garden asparagus) is the source of this 1344-nucleotide messenger RNA. Its product is annotated as B3 domain-containing protein Os03g0622100-like. NCBI's taxonomy places the organism in Eukaryota, Viridiplantae, Streptophyta, Magnoliopsida, Asparagales, Asparagaceae. The transcript has 10 exons. The record is from RefSeq and is a predicted model, not a curated record. Bases 1 to 1344 code for a protein of 447 amino acids. Gene Ontology annotation, molecular function: DNA binding.